Messenger RNA from Drosophila biarmipes, 1153 nucleotides. Its product is annotated as fibroin heavy chain. Gene Ontology annotation, cellular component: RNA polymerase II transcription regulator complex. Gene Ontology annotation, biological process: positive regulation of transcription by RNA polymerase II. Bases 147 to 1106 code for a protein of 319 amino acids. The transcript is spliced from 2 exons. The record is from RefSeq and is a predicted model, not a curated record. Lineage: Eukaryota; Metazoa; Arthropoda; Insecta; Diptera; Drosophilidae. Gene Ontology annotation, molecular function: transcription coactivator activity.
UUUGUACCCACCUGCCCACCUAUGCGUUGUCCGGGACAAGGUUCUCCUAUAAAAGUGUUGGAUCUCGGCGGCUGCGGCAUCAGUUCCACCUUCCCUCGAGCUGGAACAGCAGCUAGAAAAGCUCAAGCACCAAGAAUCCAAUUAAGAUGCGCUCCUUUGCCUUUGUGGUCUUCACCCUGGCCUCUGUGGGCCUGGUCACCCCGCUGAGCAACACCUACCUGCCCCCCAAGGUGGGUGCCCAGAGUGGAUACAGUGCGGCGGCCUCCAGCUCCUCGGGAUCCUAUGCAGCUCCUGCGGCCUCCUAUGCUCGCAGAGGUCACUCUGUGGCGGCUCCAUCCAGGCAGUACCUCGCCCCAGCUGCCUCGUCUGCAUCCCAAGGCAGCUACAGCUCGGCUGGCUCCUCCUACUCCGCUCCAGCUGUGUCCCAUGGAUCCUACUCCGCACCAGCACCCCAUGUAUCGUACUCCGCUCCGUCUGCCGGAUCCUACUCCUCCGCCUCGCAUACCAGCUACUCCGCUCCCGUGGCCGCUCCCUCCAGGAAGUACCUAGCUCCGGCGGCAGUAUCCCACAGCAGUUACUCCGCUCCCGUGGUUUCCCACAAGAGCUACUCGGCGCCAGCCGCCUCCCACGGAUCGUACUCCUCGGCAGGGUCUUCUCAUGGAUCCUAUUCCGCCCCAGCCGCCUCCCACACCAGCUACUCCGCCCCUGUGGCUGCUCCUUCCAGGCAAUAUCUGGCUCCAGCUGCCUCGCAGACCAGCUACAGCUCUUCCUACGCCAGUGCUCCAGCUGCGUCCAGCUCCUUUGGUUCCUACGCCGCUCCAGCUGUCUCCAGGAAGAGCUAUGCCGCCCCAGCCGUCUCCCAUGUGAGCUACGCGGCGGGUUCCAGCCAGGGAUCUGGCUAUGCCGGCAGUGUGGGCUCUAGCCAUGGAUAUGCCUCGGGAUCCAGCCAUAGAUUUGGCUCUGGUUCUAGCCAUGGAUAUGGAUCAGGAUCUGGCCACGGCUCGCUUCAGGGAUCCGGCCUGCGAUCUGGAUCCAGCUUCGUUUCGGGUCACAAAUCGGGAUCCUACGCUUCCAACGGAGGCUACGAGUACCGCCUGAAGCACUAAAAGGAUCUCUCUUUAAAAAUUACAACGAUUCAAUUACAUUUUGUACC